This is a messenger RNA of Peronospora matthiolae, 450 nucleotides long. The record is from the annotation of a GenBank genome assembly. NCBI's taxonomy places the organism in Eukaryota, Oomycota, Peronosporomycetes, Peronosporales, Peronosporaceae.
AUGCGAUGUGCUGCCGAAGCAGCAAGAAAAGCGGCUACACGCAUGCGUGCAGACGAAGAGAGAUAUUCUUUUGCUUCAGCAGCAGGUGAUGCUUCGCCUGCUGUUGCGAACAGUCCACGUGAUGAGUCACCACGUGCGACAGAUACAUCCGCUACGUCUGCAGCGGGUACUGCGAAUCGCAAUGUAGAUAAGCCUGGAAUUGAUCUCAUCUAUUCAGGCGAGUUGGAUGAUGCAUCCGGAAUCGAAGGCGACACCUCACGCCUCCGGAUCAUCCGGGGCGGAAACUGCAAGAUCCAGGUUGACUGGCUCUGGGGAACGUGGCGGCAUCAUGUCCGAGAUCUUCGGACCGAGCGAUCUUCUGACGAAUCCUCGCCUCACGCGAGUCCAUACAACGAUAGGACGCGUGGGGAUGGUGGUGAUGCCCCUAUGCAUCACCAUGAGAAAAAUUAA